Messenger RNA from Monodelphis domestica (gray short-tailed opossum), 5427 nucleotides. RefSeq names its product nucleotide binding oligomerization domain containing 2 (gene NOD2). The record is from RefSeq and is a predicted model, not a curated record. NCBI's taxonomy places the organism in Eukaryota, Metazoa, Chordata, Mammalia, Didelphimorphia, Didelphidae. Gene Ontology annotation, biological process: regulation of apoptotic process. Gene Ontology annotation, molecular function: protein binding.
GUCGGGGAGAGGGGAGGGCCGGACUGUCUGCGCCUGGUGUUGGGGAGGAAGAAGCCCCCUUCCCUACUUCCUAACUGACUAUGGAUUUCACUUUUCUGUUUGGCCCUGGGUGGCACAGAGUGGGAAGGGCACAUAGCAGUCCUGGUACUGGACCCCUGGCUCCUCCCCGCACCGCUCUAGGUUGUGACUGCACUUUGUUUUGGUUCCGCAGGGAAGGGGCCGGAGAUGUGAGGAAGAUUUAAGAGAAUGGCUGCUGUGUACUUUUGCCGAGGCUUGAGCCUCUAGCUCUGUGUCUAGGUAUGAAAUGCGAUUGGAUUUAAGUGACUACUGUCUGCCAUUCACCGAGCUAGGCGCUGAGGAUGCAAAGAAUGAAACAAUUCCUCCUUUAAAGCGCUUACAAAAAACAAGUUGGCACCAAGGAACGGCUGACCCUCCAUCCUGGAAAGAACACUUCCUCCUCAAAAUAUUGAUGGAGCUAGCAGAAAGUUGUAGAUACUUUAGGACAAGCUGAAGCUCUCCAGAGAAGUUCUGCCGCCCCAUGGAGAGGGAUGAGAAAUGUACACCCAAGAGUUUUUCCAGGCUCAGCGGAGCCAGUUGGUGGGGCGGCUGGCCUUAAGGUCGUUGGAGAACUUUGAAAGUGUCUUGGACUAUCUGCUCUCUUGGGAAGUGCUUACUUGGGAGGAUUAUGAGAGUGUGAGCCUCCCUGGGCAGCCCUUGUCCACUUUGGCUCGACGUCUCCUGGAUAUUGUCUGGAAUAAAGGCGGGCAAAGCUGUGAGCUGCUCUUUGCUGCGGUGCAGAAGGCUGAGGGAGCAGAUGAACAAACAGAACCACUGAGGAAGUGGAGUCAGAAUGAAUCCUGUUCAGUGCAGGACCUGCAGAAACACAGGCCGACGAUUGUCAGGAAAAUCUAUGGCCACGUGGAAAGCAUUUUAAACCUCUUACUUGAACGCGGUUUCCUCACCAAGUACGAAUGUGACGAAAUCAGGCUGCCCAUAUUUACGUCAUCCCAGAGGGCAAGAAGGCUUCUUGACUUUGCAAAAGUAAAAGAUAACGGAGUGGCCCAGUUUCUCCUCCAGCACAUCCUCCAGUUGCCUGUCCUGCCAGUCCCACUCCCUGAUGUUACUGCAUGUAAGAAGUACACCGCCAAGCUGAAGGCCACAGUGUCUGCCCAGUCUCGUUUCCUUAGCACAUAUGAUGGGACCGAGAAUCUGUGCUUAGAGAACAUAUACACAGAAAAUAUCCUAGAAAUUCGGAAGAAUCUCAGCUUGGGUGUACCCAGCCAAAAGGGCCAUGACACCCUGGAGCUGGCUGAGAUCUUCAACCAUAAGGGGUGCAUCAAUGAAGACGCUGACACUGUGCUGCUGGUAGGAGAGGCAGGCAGCGGGAAGAGCACCCUCCUGCAGCAGCUCCAUCGCCUGUGGGCCACGGGCCAGCAGUUUCAGGAUUUCCUCUUUGUUUUCCCAUUCAGUUGCCGGCAGUUGCAGUCCAUGGACAAGCCGGUCUCAGUGCAGAGCCUGCUGUUUGAGCAGUGCUGCUGGCCCAACGAGGGCCAACAAGAGGUCUUCUGGUACCUCCUCGAUCAUCCCGAUCGGGUCCUGCUCACUUUCGAUGGCUUUGAUGAAUUCAAGUUCAGGUUUACGGAGAGAGAGACCCACUGUUCCCCCACCGACCCUACCUCUGCCCAGAAUCUGCUCUUCAACCUUCUGCGGGGCAAUCUGAUGAAAAACACCAAGAAGGUACUGACGAGCCGGCCCCACGCCAUCUGCCCUUCCCUCAGGAAGUACGUCCGCAAGGAACUCAGCCUGAUGGGCUUCUCCCAGGACGGGAUAGAGCUGUUCAUGAGGAAGCAUCACAGCGACGCUGGGGUAGCUGACCGGCUGGUGCAGCUGGUGAAAGCGACCUCCGCCCUGCACGGGCUGUGCCACGUGCCUGUCUUCUCGUGGAUUGUGUCCCGGUGUCACAAGGAGCUCCUGCUGCAUGGCUCUGGCUUCCUGAAGACUACCACAGACAUGUAUCUGCUGGUCCUGCGGCAUUUCAUAUCUCACGCCUCCCCUGAGGACGUGGCAUGGGGCCUUGGGGCCAGCACCCUCCGGCCUCGUCUGCCCACCAUCCUGCGCUUGGGCAGACUGGCUCUGUGGGGGCUGGGGACGUGCAGCUACGUGUUCUCUGCAGAGCAGCUUCGGGCCUCUGGGGUGGACGAGGAGGACCUUUCUCUGGGCUUCCUGGUGCCAUCUAAAAGCUUCCCUCCGGAGAGCUCGGCUCCGGUGGAAUUCUUGCACAUUACUCUGCAAUGCUUUUUUGCGGCUUUCUAUCUGCUGCUUGGUGCUGAUGUCAACCCCUCCGCGAUCAGAUGCGUGUUCGGUGGGCACAAGAAGCCCCAUCAGCCCCUGCCUCGGCUGUUCCCCAUGGCCUGUUUCCAAUCCCCUGAGCCAGAGGAGGAGAGCGUCCUAACUCUCUUGCAGAGAGCCGAAACCCACAAUGUCCGGAUUACCGCCGUUUUCCUGGCAGGCCUGCUGUCCCAGGAGCACUGGCGCCUGGUAACCGAAUGCCGGGGAACUUCCACCCCACUCCUCCAGAAAAAGAGCCGUGUCAGGCGGUGCCUGGCCCGAGGCCUCAGGAGGCACUUCCGGUCCAUCCCCCGGGCUGUGCCCGGAGAAGUCAAGAGUAUGCAUGCCAUGCCGGAGUUCGUCUGGUUGAUCAGGAGUCUCUACGAGAUGCAGGACGAGCAUCUGGCCCGGAAAGCCGUGAGCAAGCUGGAGGUGGGACACCUGAAGGUGACCUAUUGCAAUAUCGGUCCUGCGGAAUGUGCUGCCCUGGCUUUUGUGCUAAAGAACCUCCAGCAGCCUGUGGCCCUCCAGCUGGAUUAUAAUUCAGUGGGAGACAUCGGUGUGGAGCAGCUCUUGCCAUGCCUGAGUGUCUGCCGCGCGCUCUACUUGAGAGAUAACAACAUUUCUGACCAGGGAAUCUGCAGGCUGGUUGACCAAGCUCUACAGUGUGACCAGUUUCAGAAGCUCGCGUUGUUCAAUAACAAGUUGACAGAUGAUUGUGCUCACUCUUUGGCCAGCCUUCUCAAGUACAAGCAGAACUUCUUGGCAUUGAGGUUGGGGAACAAUCACAUUACUGCAGUAGGAGCCAAGGUGUUGGCUGAAGGCCUGAAGGACAAUGAUUCUCUUCAGUUUUUGGGUCUCUGGGGCAACACAGUGGGAGACGAGGGAGCCCAGGCACUUGCAUGUGCCCUCCAUGACCACCACAGCUUGAAGUGGCUCAGCUUGGUGGGAAACAACAUUGGCAGUGUGGGCACCCAGGCCUUGGCUCUAAUGCUGGAGAAAAAUGUAUCACUGGAGGAACUCUGCCUUGAAGAGAACCAUCUCCAAGAUGAAGACAUGUGUACCUUGGUGGAUGGACUCAAGAAAAAUUCAAGUUUGGAAGUCCUUAAGCUUUCCAACAACCGCAUUACCCACCGAGGUGUUUCUGCCCUCCUUCAGGUUCUGGAGAGUAAUGCUACUAUCAGAUCAAUCUGGCUCAGAGGAAAUACCUUCACUCCAGAGGAAAUUGAGCAGCUGAGCCUCAUGGACUCCAGACUUUUGUUCUGAUCAUCACGAGUCAAUUUGUUUCAGGAGUUUUGACUUUGUAUUCUAGAAAAUUUGGUUUGAUAUAGAAACAUAACACUCAGAUUGAAUUCUGUUCUUCUCAUUACCUGUUAGCCCUUGGAUGUUGUCAGACACCUGAACACUUUCAGAUUGGAGCAGUAUUUGACACUGGAGGAUCUUUCUCCAGAGUUUAUUUCCAUGAAGCUCUUCCCAGUUCCACCCUUGGAACAAAGUGACUAUAAGCUGAGAUUUGAAUGACAUAAUCUAAUGAAUCCCUCUAGAGGUUGAUGACAUCUCUUGAGUAGAUGAAUGAUACAUGGUCUUACCCUUCUGAAGCAGAGGGGAGUACGUUUUGUUAACUUUGAGUGUCUGCUAUUGUACAAAGUAGUGUUCCACCCAUGAAAAUACUGCUUAUUCAUAGAGGGGAGGGUUGGGAGAUGGUGACGAAGCUGAAGGAAGGAAAAGUUCAGGAAGAAUAAAUGUCCCCUUUCCCCUGGUAUCUCUUUCUCUUGGGCCUCCAGUACUAUCUUGGAUUGUUGCCCUGAAUCCAUGCUCCUAUCACGAAUCCCAAUCAAUCCACAAGCCAAGAUUAAAUGGGUGCUAUGUACCAGGUACUGUCCUAGGUCCUGAAGACAAAUACAAAUGUGUUAGGCCUUGUACCCAAGGAACUUACAUUCUAUAUACACAACACAUACUACGUGGUUUUGGUGAUUCUUCAUAUGCUGAUUGGGUCAGGAUAUUUCUUCUCUCAGAUCUUUAAUUCUUUAUACAUAUAUAUGUAUACAUACACAUACAAUAAAUACACAUACCCACUAGGUCAGGGCUAGGAUCUACCUCUCCCUUUGGUCUUUAUGAUACUUUUGGGAAGAGCAGCUUGACAGUGAAUGCUAAUUUCCUCUCCAGUUCCAAAAUUGUAAGAAAACUAAGAAUUUUGAGGUCAUCCUUCAAUAAAAUGGCUACAAGUUAAGAUGUAAGGGACAAAACUAUGUGAAAUAAACUACAUGUGAACAUUUCUUUUAAAUCAUGUAAAAUAUCCAUAAAUAGAUGGAGUCUUGGAAACUAAGCCUCAUCACACUGCAGCAUUUUAAAGUCACUUAGGGACUGAAUUUUGAGAAGUGUCAGAUGGUCUUCUAAUUUGAUCCCUUUAGAUUUUUCUUUUUUAUUUUAAACAAGCUCUGCUGAGAUAUCUUUUGGAUAGGAAUUUUGAAGCAGACCUCUGGCGGUUCAUUUGCUAACAGUGGCAUAUUUAUAUUUGUAAAGUUGCAUAAGAAAAACUUGCUGGAAGGAUCUGUGAUUUCAGCAUGGGGAGUUCCUGGGGUAAGAACUCUAACCAAGCCUUGAUCCUGUGGAAUUGUUUGAAACAGAGAGGUAAAAUGACUUAUUCAGGCUUCUAGAGCUAGGAAACAUCAGGAGUGGGAUCUGAACCUGGAACUUCCUGACUUCAAACCCAGUAUUCUAUCACUAUGCCAGGUUGACUGCAUGGAGAACAUACUGGUCAGCCAACAAACACAUUAUUCAGGGUCUGCUGAGGUGUAGGCACUAUGCAAGGCAUUGGGGAUACAUAGGCAAAAAUGAAUGGGCCCUACUCAAGAACAUUAUAUUCUAUCAAGUGCAAAAAAGGUCCUGGUUAUUUAAAAAAAACCUACUACCAUAACUCUAUGUUUUUCUGGAACUACAAACCUAGAGAAAGCAAUGAUUGUAGGAGGGGCUAGGUUGUUAAUAUUUAUAAAGCACUUUGUAUAUUCUCAAAGUUGGUAUUUUUAUAGAAAAUGUUACUGUAAACUUAUUAUGUAAAUAUUAAGCUAUAGGUAUACAUAACAUUAAACUAUUUUGUCA